Lactuca sativa (garden lettuce) is the source of this 844-nucleotide messenger RNA. The record is from RefSeq and is a predicted model, not a curated record. NCBI's taxonomy places the organism in Eukaryota, Viridiplantae, Streptophyta, Magnoliopsida, Asterales, Asteraceae.
UCUUCAAUUCCAUCCUCCAUCCAACAAGUUUGUCACUCAACACUUCAAACAUCAAACAUCAAACAAUUCCUUCCAAAAAUGGGCAAUCAAGAUUUCGAAAAUAACCAAACCCUUUUUUCUGUUCUUAAAGGAGAAGAAUUUCCUACCAGCAAGAUUCUCUCAAGAGAUUCGUCGGUUGGUCAAUCAUCGCGUAUAUACUAUCAAAACACAACCAACGAAGGUGUACCCUUCAAAUGGGAGAUGCAACCAGGAACACCCAAGAAUCCGCCACAAGUAGAGAUCAUCCCGCCACCAACACCACCACCGGCUGUACAAAGCCUAGCCAUUCCUCGGCCUAAACUUGUUGUUAGUGGCUCUAAAGAUUCGUUUUCUUGGAGGUUUUGGUCUUGGAAGAAGUUAAGUAAAAAUCUUAGGCUACAAACAUACGAUCGAAGAGGGCGUCAUACAAGGUUUAAUAAACACGCAACUUACUCUGAUGGAGAUUCCGAUGCUGAGUUUGUAGGAUGGGUUCGUAGUGAUUCAAGAGCUUCAUCAUUUUCAUCUUCAUCUUCCAUCGACAGCUAUACUGAAAGAUUCAGACGAGGGUCACCUUUUCUUUGCAGUCCAUGGAGGACAUGAGAGGAAAAUUUGCAAAAUGUUUGUUUCAUUUGGUAAUGAUUUUUUUAUAAAGUUUCAUCUUUCGGGUAAAAAUUGUAUUUAUUUGUUCAUGUAGAAAUUAGAAAGAUGGUUGUGUUUCGUUACAUUGUAACUGUAUAUGGAUCCAUGUUACUGCAAAACAGCAAGAACAAAGUCCAAUCAAGCUUGAUCAGAAAUGUUUAGGUGUUAAAAGUAUUUAAAUUAACCU